Messenger RNA from Leucoraja erinaceus (little skate), 5875 nucleotides. Its product is annotated as clathrin heavy chain 1-like. The transcript has 30 exons. The coding region runs from base 92 to 5047 and encodes 1651 amino acids. Lineage: Eukaryota; Metazoa; Chordata; Chondrichthyes; Rajiformes; Rajidae. The record is from RefSeq and is a predicted model, not a curated record. Gene Ontology annotation, cellular component: clathrin coat of coated pit; clathrin complex; clathrin coat of trans-Golgi network vesicle. Gene Ontology annotation, biological process: intracellular protein transport; mitotic cell cycle; clathrin coat assembly. Gene Ontology annotation, molecular function: structural molecule activity; clathrin light chain binding.
GUUCACCUCCCCCCCCCACACUCGCUCUCACUCUCCGCCGAGACCGGCCCGACCCGACCGCCGAGGCCCGACACCCACCCCUUGCUCCGACAUGGCGCAGAUCCUGCCCAUCCGCUUCCAGGAGCACCUGCAGCUCCAAAAUCUGGGCAUUAAUCCUGCUAAUAUUGGGUUCAGCACCCUUACAAUGGAAUCGGACAAGUUCAUCUGUAUUCGGGAAAAAGUUGGUGAGCAAGCCCAAGUGGUUAUCAUUGACAUGAAUGAGCCCACCAAUCCCAUUCGCCGUCCAAUCUCAGCCGAUAGUGCCAUUAUGAACCCGGCCAGCAAGGUUAUUGCAUUAAAAGCUGGAAAAACGCUGCAAAUAUUUAACAUUGAAAUGAAAAGCAAGAUGAAAGCUCACACUAUGGUGGACGAUGUCACUUUCUGGAAGUGGAUCUCUCUGAACACGAUUGCCCUGGUGACCGACACAGCUGUCUAUCACUGGAGUAUGGAGGGAGAGUCUCAGCCCAUGAAGGUCUUUGAUAGACAUUCCAGUCUAGCAGGCUGCCAGAUCAUCAAUUAUCGUACUGAUGCUAAGCAGAAAUGGUUACUUCUUAUUGGCAUCUCUGCUCAGCAAAACCGUGUAGUGGGUGCAAUGCAGCUGUACUCCCUGGAUAGGAAAGUAUCUCAGCCAAUCGAAGGACAUGCAGCAGCUUUUGCACAGUUCAAAAUGGAAGGCAAUGCAGAGGAGUCGACUUUGUUCUGCUUUGCUGUAAGAGGUCAGGCUGGAGGGAAGCUGCACAUCAUUGAAGUUGGUACCCCUCCGACAGGGAAUCAGCCUUUUGCCAAGAAGGCAGUGGAUGUCUUUUUCCCACCAGAAGCACAGAAUGACUUUCCUGUUGCGAUGCAGAUAAGUGUGAAACAUGAUGUUGUCUUCCUGAUCACUAAAUAUGGAUACAUCCACUUGUAUGAUUUGGAGACUGGUACCUGCAUCUACAUGAACAGGAUUAGUGGCGAGACCAUCUUCGUUACAGCAGGACAUGACGCUACUGCUGGAAUAAUUGGAGUAAACAGGAAGGGCCAGGUGUUGUCGGUUUGUGUUGAAGAGGAGAACAUCAUCCCUUACAUUACGAAUGUGUUGCAGAAUCCUGACCUUGCCCUGCGCAUGGCUGUGCGCAAUAACCUGGCUGGAGCAGAGGAACUAUUCGCUCGGAAAUUCAAUGCUCUCUUUGCUCAGGGAAACUAUUCCGAAGCAGCAAAAAUAGCUGCAAAUGCUCCAAAGGGUAUCUUGCGCACUCCAGACACAAUCAGGCGCUUUCAGAGUGUACCGGCCCAACCAGGACAAACUUCGCCCCUGCUUCAGUACUUUGGGAUUCUGCUUGAUCAAGGGCAGCUGAACAAAUUUGAGUCUUUGGAACUUUGCCGGCCAGUGUUGCAGCAAGGCCGUAAGCAGUUGCUUGAGAAGUGGCUGAAGGAGGAUAAGCUGGAAUGCUCAGAGGAACUUGGAGAUAUUGUGAAGUCUGUGGACCCCACACUGGCACUGAGUGUCUACUUGAGAGCGAACGUCCCCAAUAAGGUGAUCCAGUGUUUUGCUGAAACCGGUCAAUUCCAGAAGAUUGUGCUCUAUGCCAAGAAGGUUGGAUACUCACCGGACUGGAUCUUUCUGCUGAGAAAUGUGAUGAGGGUUGGGCCUGAUCAGGGACUUCAGUUUGCUCAAAUGUUGGUUCAGGAUGAAGAGCCUCUUGCUGACAUCACUCAGAUUGUGGACGUGUUCAUGGAAUACAACCUGAUCCAGCAGUGCACAUCGUUCCUGCUUGAUGCGCUCAAGAAUAACCGUCCAUCAGAAGGCCCCCUGCAGACCCGCCUCCUGGAAAUGAACCUUAUGCAUGCUCCUCAGGUAGCAGAUGCUAUUCUUGGAAAUCAGAUGUUCACUCACUAUGAUCGUGCGCACAUUGCUCAGCUUUGUGAGAAGGCUGGACUGUUGCAAAGGGCUCUGGAACAUUAUACAGAUCUCUAUGAUAUCAAGCGUGCUGUUGUCCACACCCACCUCCUCAAUCCUGAGUGGCUUGUCAAUUACUUCGGCUCUCUGUCCGUUGAGGAUUCUGUUGAAUGCCUGCGUGCCAUGCUGUCUGCUAACAUCCGUCAAAAUCUGCAGAUCUGUGUGCAAGUUGCCUCCAAAUACCAUGAGCAACUAGGCACACAGCAACUGAUCGAACUAUUUGAGUCUUUCAAGAGCUUUGAAGGUCUGUUCUACUUUUUGGGCUCCAUUGUAAACUUCAGUCAAGAUCCAGAAGUUCACUUCAAGUACAUUCAGGCUGCCUGCAAAACCGGUCAGAUCAAAGAGGUGGAGAGAAUUUGUCGUGAGAGCAAUUGCUAUGAUCCAGAGCGUGUGAAGAACUUUCUCAAGGUAAACUCUUCAUGGUUUGGCUUUGCCAUAAACUCCAUAAUGUGCAGUUUAAAAGUUUUAACAUGUUUCACGCAACCUUUGUCUUUCAGUUGGGACCAAAAACUCCUGAGAUGCCAGAUCUUGAGCUAUGUUGCUGUUUGGAUGGGAGUGGGGUGGGAAGAAUGUGUUACCACCAUUGUAAAUGUGCACAUUGUUUUCAGGCUGAAGUUGCUGCUGCCGUGGCUGGAGUCUCGAAUUCAUGAAGGUUGUGAGGAACCUGCCACCCACAAUGCACUUGCAAAAAUCUACAUUGACAGCAACAACAAUCCUGAGCGCUUCCUCCGGGAGAAUCCAUAUUACGAUAGCCGAGUGGUGGGCAAAUACUGCGAGAAACGGGACCCUCAUCUGGCUUGUGUGGCUUAUGAGCGAGGCCAGUGUGACAUGGAGCUCAUCAAUGUGUGCAAUGAGAACUCGCUGUUCAAAAGUUUGUCUCGCUACUUAGUUCGCCGGAAAGAUCCUGAGCUCUGGGCAAAUGUUCUGCAAGAAACCAAUCCUUUCAGGAGACCACUUAUUGACCAAGUGGUACAGACUGCUCUGUCAGAAACGCAGGAUCCUGAGGAGGUUUCUGUUACUGUGAAAGCUUUCAUGACUGCAGACCUUCCAAAUGAAUUAAUUGAACUGUUGGAGAAAAUUGUCCUGGACAAUUCAGUCUUCAGUGAGCACAGGAAUCUGCAGAAUCUGUUGAUCCUGACUGCCAUCAAAGCCGACCGAACCCGUGUGAUGGAGUAUAUCAACCGCCUGGACAACUAUGAUGCACCUGACAUAGCAAACAUUGCCAUCAGCAAUGAGCUCUUUGAAGAGGCAUUUGCUAUCUUUAGGAAGUUUGAUGUCAACACAUCUGCAGUGCAGGUGCUGAUUGAACACAUUGGCAAUCUUGAUCGUGCAUACGAAUUUGCUGAACGGUGCAAUGAGCCUGCAGUGUGGAGCCAACUUGCUAAAGCCCAGCUGCAGAAAGAAAUGGUUAAAGAGGCCAUUGACUCCUACAUCAAGGCAGAUGAUCCAUCUUCAUACAUGGAGGUAGUAGAAGCAGCCAACAAAAGUGGGAACUGGGAGGACCUUGUUAAAUAUUUGCAGAUGGCGAGGAAGAAGGCUCGAGAGUCUUAUGUGGAGACGGAACUUAUUUUUGCAUUAGCAAAGACUAACCGGUUGGCAGAGUUGGAAGAGUUCAUUAAUGGACCCAACAAUGCUCAUAUCCAGCAAGUUGGUGAUCGUUGCUAUGAUGAGCAAAUGUAUGAAGCCGCUAAGUUGCUGUACAACAAUGUUUCCAACUUUGGUCGUUUGGCGUCAACUCUGGUUCACCUUGGAGAAUAUCAAGCUGCAGUGGAUGGUGCUCGCAAAGCAAACAGUACUCGUACUUGGAAGGAGGUGUGCUUUGCAUGUGUUGAGGGAAAGGAAUUCCGUUUGGCUCAGAUGUGUGGUCUCCAUAUUGUUGUGCAUGCUGAUGAACUGGAAGAACUUAUCAACUACUACCAGGAUCGUGGCUACUUUGAAGAACUCAUAACAAUGUUGGAAGCAGCUCUGGGUCUGGAGCGUGCUCACAUGGGAAUGUUCACUGAACUGGCUAUUCUGUACUCCAAAUACAAACCGCAAAAGAUGAGGGAACACUUGGAACUCUUCUGGUCCAGAGUCAACAUUCCCAAGGUGCUGAGAGCUGCAGAGCAGGCUCACCUUUGGGCUGAACUAGUCUUCCUGUAUGACAAGUAUGAAGAGUAUGACAACGCCAUUAUUACAAUGAUGAAUCACCCAACGGAUGCAUGGAAGGAGGGACAGUUCAAGGACAUCAUCACAAAGGUGGCCAAUGUGGAGCUGUAUUACAAAGCAACACAGUUCUACUUGGAAUUUAAGCCUCUUUUACUGAAUGACCUGCUCAUGGUGUUGUCACCUCGUCUGGAUCACACGCGUGCUGUGAACUACUUCACUAAGGUUAACCAAUUGAAUCUUGUGAAACCCUACCUACGUUCUGUACAAAGCAACAACAACAAGUCGGUGAAUGAAUCGCUGAACAAUCUCUUCAUCCAAGAGGAAGACUACCAGGCUCUGCGCACAUCCAUAGAUGCGUACGACAACUUUGAUAACAUUUCCCUCGCUCAACGGCUUGAGAAGCACGAGCUGAUUGAAUUCCGUCGAAUUGGUGCUUAUCUCUUCAAAGGCAACAAUCGCUGGAAGCAGAGUGUGGAGCUGUGCAAGAAAGACCGCCUAUACAAAGAUGCUAUGCAAUAUGCAUCGGAGUCGAAGGAUACGGAACUGGCCGAGGAGCUGCUGCAAUGGUUCCUGCUAGAUGGAAAGAAUGAGUGCUUUGCUUCCUGUCUCUUCACGUGUUAUGACCUGCUGAGGCCAGAUGUUGUGCUCGAGGUAUCCUGGAGGCACAACAUCAUGGAUUUCUCCAUGCCGUACUUUAUCCAGGUGAUGAGGGAAUAUCUCUCAAAGGUGGACAAGUUGGACGUAUCGGAAUCUCUGAGGAAAGAGGAAGAGCAGGCCACAGAGACGACACCCAUUGUUUACGGCCAGUCGCAGCUGAUGUUGACAGCAGGACCCAGUGUAAGUGUCCCUCCACAGGCAGCCUUUGGCUACAGUUAUGGUGCCCAACCUUUUGCCCAGUCUGGCACUUAUGGGUAUGGUAUGUAAGGUAAUCGCAAGCUACCCAUCUGCUCAAUGUCUGCCAGGUUCCCUUCGUCUCGCAACGGGGAAGAGGAAGUAAAGCUCUUUAUAUAUUGUAUGUCAUGAAGGACUUGAGUCUUUUUUUUUUCUAGUUCUAAGUGUUUGGAUCACAGCUCUAACUUGUUUCUCACAUUCCACAGUAAUUAGAUUGUGAUUUUUCUCUUUGGAUGGGAAUGGUUGUUUCAUUUAAGCUCUCGGUGUGAGCUCUUGUCCUGCAAAAGUCUGUUGUAAAGAAUUUAAUUUUCACUCUAUGUAAUGAGGCAAUACUUCAAUGUAGUAUCUCCCAAAUGUGUGAGCAGCUUGUGGGCUGUAUUUAAAGGAAGUAAAUCUCAUUGUAUUCUUAAACUGAGUACAGGACUUGGCUGCUUACCUGUAAGAUGUUGAUGAGCAAAAAAGAAACACUAAUCACAGUGCACCAACACCAUGACCUGAAAGUUGGAAAUUUACUUCUAAGGCAUACAAUAGGUUCACCUGACUCAUUGAUUUAAACCGUGGGCUCAUCCCGAUCUAUGCCGGCUCUGUUUAAACCCAUGGAAGUUUUUAAAAUUUCUACUACAUCAUUCACUCCUUCCAUGGUUAUGUAUGGCCUCGUUGUGCUAAUACAGUGCUGAUGUGGGACCAUAAACUCCCCUAAACCGGUCUUUCGAACCCUGUGCUAAGGUCUUGCGUUUGCUGGAUAUUGUGGUGUGUUAGGUCACUGUCUUUGAGUGUACAGAAUAAAGAAUUAAUUAAAUGGUCCUGUUUUUGUGCAAUUUGAAAACAGAUUGAAAAUAAAAUAACAGGGCUCUGAAUCUC